Molecule: messenger RNA, 1885 nt
Organism: Passer montanus (Eurasian tree sparrow)
Lineage: Eukaryota; Metazoa; Chordata; Aves; Passeriformes; Passeridae
Gene: POLE2
Product: DNA polymerase epsilon 2, accessory subunit
Exons: 19
Coding region: 56-1744 (562 amino acids)
Biological process (GO): DNA-templated DNA replication; error-prone translesion synthesis
Cellular component (GO): epsilon DNA polymerase complex
Molecular function (GO): DNA binding
Source: RefSeq, a predicted model, not a curated record
CCGGGCUCCUCCCGCCUGAGGGGGCGGCCCGGCCGCGUUUGGCGCCAUCGCCGCCAUGGAGCCCGAGCGGCUGCGGCGCCGCCUCGGCUCCGCGUUCCGCCUGCGGGGGCUCGUCCUGCGCCCGGAUGCCCUGAAGUAUCUCACUGAAGCUUUCCAGUCCACCAGUGAGGGAGAACUUGACGACAUAAUUGAAAAUGUCAUCGAUGCCGUUGAAAAACAGCCUUUGUCAUCCAACAUGAUUGAGCAGCCCCUGGUGGAAGCAGCUGUCCAGGAAUGCAGCCGGGCCCCGGAUGAGGCCAUAGAAAAUGUUUUCAACAUUAUUGGAGCCUUUGACAUCCCACGUUAUAUUUAUAAUUCAGAAAGAAAGAAGUUUCUGCCCCUGUCCAUGACUGACCUGCCCAGGCCCAGUUUGUUUGGGACUGCCAGGGACAAGGCGGAGCUGUUCCGGGAGCGCUACUCCAUCCUCCAGCAGAGGACUCACAGACAUGAGCUGUUCACUCCCUCACCAGUUGAUGCUCAUCCUGAUGAUAGCAAGAACAAAUUCCAGCUAAAGACAGUAGAAACUCUCUUGGGCAAUCCAGCUAAAGUGGGAGAGGUGAUUGUGCUUGGGAUGAUCACUCAGCUCAAGGAGGGGAAGUUUUUCCUGGAAGACCCCACAGGAGUGGUCCAGCUAGACCUUAGUAAAGCACAGUUCCACAGUGGGUUAUACACUGAAUCCUCCUUUGUUCUGGCAGAAGGUUGGUAUGAAGAUGAAGUUUUUCAUGUGAACGCUUUUGGAUUUCCGCCCACUGAGCCUUCUGCCACCACGAGAGCCUUCUAUGGGAAUAUCAACUUCUUUGGAGGGCCUUCCUCAUCAUCAGUAAAGGCUUCUGCCAAGCUGAAGCAGCUGGAGGAAGAGAAUGAAGAUGCCAUGUUUGUGUUUGUGUCUGAUGUGUGGCUGGACCAAGCAGAGGUGCUGGAAAAGCUUCACAUGAUGUUUUCAGGUUAUUCCUCUGCACCUCCCACCUGCUUUUUCUUCUGUGGAAAUUUUUCAUCUGCACCAUAUGGCAAAAAUCAGAUCCAGUCCCUGAAAGGUUCUUUGAAGGCUCUGGCAGAUAUUAUAUGUGAAUAUCCCAGCAUCCAUAAAAGUAGUCGAUUUGUGUUUGUCCCUGGUCCUGAAGAUCCUGGGCCUGGUUCAAUUUUACCAAGACCUCCCCUGGCUGAAAAUAUCACUCAGGAGUUCAGACAGCUGGUGCCAUUUUCAGUUUUCACCACAAAUCCCUGCAGGGUCCAAUACUGCACCCAGGAAAUCAUUAUUUUUCGGGAAGAUUUGGUCAACAAAAUGUGCAGGAACUGUGUCCGCUUCCCAAGCAGCACCAUGGACAUUCCCAACCAUUUUGUGAAGACCAUUUUGUCCCAGGGGCACCUGAGCCCGCUGCCGCUGUACGUCAGCCCCGUGUUCUGGGCCUACGAUUACUCGCUGCGGGUUUAUCCCCUGCCAGACCUGCUGGUCACCGCUGACAAACACGACCCCUUCUCUGUCACCAGCUGCGACUGCCUCUGCAUCAACCCCGUGGAUUUUCCCCCUUUUCCCUCACACCAAUGUGGAUUUCCCCCUUUUCCCUCACACCAAUUUGGAUUUUUCCCCUUUUUCCCUCACAGGGUUCCUUUCCCAGAAGUGGAUUUUGCUUCAAGGUGUUCUACCCCUCCAACAAGACAGUUGAAGACAGCAAGCUUCAAGGACUCUGAAUUCCUGUGGCGCUGAAAAAAGGCAGUGAACUCAUGGGAAGCCAACUGUAGCUCUUAUUUUCUUACAUGCCUAAGUAUGUAUUGUGGACUUUUUAUAAAAAAUGUCAAAGUCAAGACCCGUUUGUUUUGUACACAAAUAAACUUUUACAGGAAAAGA